UUUACAACCUUCUAUCUGAAAUCCAAACAUUUUCAUUAUCUUGAACAAAAACUUUUUCGACAUGCUUCAUAGCCAUUUUCCAAUUUUCUUCACAGAAUGAUGACGACACCUCUUCAAAUUCAAUCUUCGCUUUCUCUUUCAUCUUCUCUCUUCUAUUCUCACACUCUUCCAUUCAAACAAAGCCUCAGUGUCAGUUACAUUUAUCAGAGAAGAGGAAGACUCUCGUUGACUUGUUCCAUUUCAAAAAUCCACAACUAUGGUACUGUUGAUUUCGAGCGAAGACCACUUAAGAAAUGGAAUGUUCUUUACAAGAGAAUCUCGAUGAUGGAAAAACCUGAAUUGGGUUCCGCUUCUGUGUUGAAUCAGUGGGAGAAUGAAGGUAAAUCUCUUACAAAAUGGGAACUUUGUAGAAUUGUUAAGGAGUUGAGAAAGUAUAGAAGACAUGAUAAAGCUCUUCAGGUAUGUGAUUGGAUAAACAACCGACCGGAGAGGUUUAGAAUGUCUGCAAGUGACAUUGCGAUUCAGUUAGAUUUAAUUUCAAGAGUUCACGGAAUUUCAAGAGCAGAAGGAUUUUUUCUGAACCUGACUGAAGAUUUAAAAGACAAGAGGACAUAUGGUGCCCUCUUGAAUGCGUAUGUUCAUUCUAGAUCGAAAGAGAAAGCGGAAUCUUUACUUGACGUAAUGAGAAGCAAAGGGUACUUGAUACAUUCGCUACCGUUUAAUUUAAUGAUGACGAUGUACAUGAACUUUCGAGAGUAUGGUAAAGUUGAUAUGUUAGUUUCAGAAAUGAAAGAAAACAACAUACAACUAGAUAUAUAUACAUAUAAUAUCUGGUUAUCUUCUUGUGGAUCACAAGGGUCGAUAGAAAAGAUGGAACAGGUUUUUGAACAAAUGUCAAAGGAUCCUACCAUUAUCCCUAACUGGAGUACAUUUAGUACAAUGGCUGCAAUGUACAUUAAGAUGGAACUGUUUGAAAAAGCACAAGAGUGCUUGAAGAAAAUCGAGAGUAGGAUAUUAGGUCGAGAUAGAGUACCUUUUCAUUAUCUACUUAGUUUGUACGGAGGCAUUGGAAACAAGGACGAAGUUUAUCGUGUAUGGAAUAACUAUAAAUCAAUAUUUCCAAGUAUACCUAACUUAGGAUACCAUUCUGUUAUUUCUUCUCUCGUUAGAAUGGACGAUAUUGAGGGUGCGGAAAAGCUUUUUGAAGAAUGGGUUUUGGUUAGGCCGACCGAUGAUUCUAGAAUAGGAAACCUUCUCAUAGGAUGGUAUCUUAAGAAUGGAAAAUCAGAUAAAGUUUUGAGUUUCUUUGAGCAUACGAUUGAAGGGGGCGGAUGUCCGAAUUCGACUACAUGGGAGCUUAUUUCUGAGGCUCAUAUUGCAGAAAAGAGGGUUUCAGACGCUUUGUUGUGCUUGGAAAAGGCUUUUACGACUAGUGGUUCGAAAAGUUGGAAACCGAAACCGAUAAAAUUGGCUGCAUUCCUUAAGCUUUGUCAAGACGAAGACGAGAUGGAGAGUGCCGAGGUUUUAAUUGAGUUGUUGAGGAAGUCAGGGUACCAUAAUGAUAAAGCGUAUGCAUCGCUAAUUAGCAAAGAUGAAUUGUCAAGCAAGGUUGAAAGAAUGAAUGAUAUUGCUGACAGUGAAAACAUGGAUGGUGAUGAUGAUGAUGAGUCUCAAGUGUUGUUCAACCAAGUAGAUAGUAGCUUUUGAGAAUUUGUUUUUGUUUUGACCAGUGCAAAAUGAGUUGCUAGAUCAUAGGGGGGAAUAUUUUGAUGUUCUUUUUCUCUCAAGCUUCUAUGGCUUAUGAAGACAAUUAUGAAAUGCUAGGUGUUGUUUGUACUACAAGAAAGUUGAAACUUCUAUGCUAGCUUCAAUAGGAAUUGACUAUCCCUGUGUAUGUUUUGUAUGAGUUGUACCAUUUUAAGUAUGAUUUUGUUUAGAUUUGGACUGAUAGUGUCACAUGGAUGAUAAUUUGGAAUUGGACCCUUACUAGGAAAUGGUUUCUUUUCAUUUGUAUUCACCA
Molecule: messenger RNA, 2020 nt
Organism: Lathyrus oleraceus (garden pea)
Lineage: Eukaryota; Viridiplantae; Streptophyta; Magnoliopsida; Fabales; Fabaceae
Product: pentatricopeptide repeat-containing protein At1g02150
Exons: 2
Coding region: 97-1707 (536 amino acids)
Cellular component (GO): mitochondrion
Molecular function (GO): protein binding
Source: RefSeq, a predicted model, not a curated record